This is a messenger RNA of Pelodiscus sinensis (Chinese soft-shelled turtle), 8046 nucleotides long. The record is from RefSeq and is a predicted model, not a curated record. NCBI's taxonomy places the organism in Eukaryota, Metazoa, Chordata, Testudines, Trionychidae.
GUAUGGCCUCACAGCUGCAGGUGUUCUCCCCUCCGUCAGUGUCGUCGAGUGCCUUCUGCAGUGCCAAGAAACUGAAAGUGGAGCCUGCUGGCUGGGAUGCGUCAGGCCAGAGCAGUAGUGACAAGUAUUACACCCACAGCAAAAACCUCCCAGCAGCUCCAGGACAAGCAAGCUCCUCUCGCCAGGUAGCAAAUUUUAGCAUCCCUACUUACGAUCAGAACCUCCUUCUCCCUGCUCCUUCGGUUGAGCACAUUGUGGUCACAGCCGCAGACAGUACAGGCAGCGGAGCAACAACGUCCUUCCAGAACAGCCAGACCUUUGCACACAGGAGCAACGUUUCUUUACUGGAGCCGUACCAGAAAUGUGGGCUGAAAAGGAAAAGUGAAGAGGUUGACAGCAACGGCAGUGUGCAGAUAGUUGAGGAACAUCCACCUCUCAUGCUGCAAAACAGACCUGCGGUGGGUGCUGCGGCCACUACCACCACUGUCACCACAAAAAGCAGCAGUUCCAGUGGUGAAGGGGAUUAUCAGCUGGUCCAGCAUGAGAUCCUGUGCUCCAUGACAAACAGCUACGAGGUCUUGGAGUUUCUGGGCCGAGGGACAUUUGGACAGGUGGCAAAAUGCUGGAAACGUAGCACAAAGGAGAUUGUAGCUAUCAAAAUCCUGAAGAACCAUCCCUCCUAUGCUAGGCAAGGCCAGAUCGAAGUGAGCAUCCUCUCCCGCUUGAGCAGCGAGAAUGCAGAUGAGUACAACUUCGUUCGCUCUUACGAGUGCUUUCAACACAAGAACCACACUUGCCUUGUGUUUGAGAUGCUAGAACAGAACUUAUACGACUUCCUAAAACAAAACAAGUUCAGCCCACUGCCCCUAAAGUACAUCCGGCCAAUUCUGCAGCAGGUGGCCACAGCCUUGAUGAAACUGAAGAGCCUGGGUCUGAUACAUGCUGAUUUGAAACCAGAAAACAUCAUGUUGGUGGAUCCCAUCCGCCAGCCCUACAGAGUGAAGGUCAUAGACUUUGGCUCAGCCAGCCAUGUAUCUAAAGCUGUGUGCUCCACUUACUUGCAGUCGCGCUAUUACAGAGCCCCUGAAAUCAUCCUGGGUUUGCCGUUCUGUGAAGCAAUUGACAUGUGGUCCCUGGGCUGCGUGAUAGCGGAGCUGUUCCUGGGCUGGCCUCUUUACCCAGGCGCCUCAGAAUACGACCAGAUUCGGUAUAUUUCACAAACCCAAGGCCUUCCAGCAGAGUAUCUUCUGAGUGCAGGAACAAAAACAAGCAGGUUUUUUAACCGAGAUCCAAACUUGGGAUACCCACUAUGGAGGCUAAAGACUCCAGAAGAACAUGAGUUGGAGACAGGCAUAAAAUCCAAAGAAGCUCGGAAAUACAUAUUCAACUGUUUGGAUGACAUGGCGCAGGUGAAUAUGUCCAAUGACUUAGAAGGGACAGACAUGUUGGCAGAGAAGGCUGACCGAAGGGAGUACAUUGAUUUGUUAAAGAAAAUGUUGACGAUUGAUGCAGAUAAGAGAAUUACUCCGCUGAAGACUUUAAACCAUUCAUUUGUUACAAUGACCCACCUGCUGGAUUUCCCACACAGCAACCAUGUGAAGUCCUGUUUUCAGAAUAUGGAGAUCUGCAAGCGAAGAGUUAAUAUGUAUGAUACGAUUAAUCAAAUCAAGAGCCCAUUCACAACACAUGUAGCUCCUAAUACAAGCACAAAUCUAACAAUGAGCUUCAACAACCAGCUCAAUACAGUGCACAAUCAGGCCAGCGUCUUGGCUUCCAACUCUACAGCUGCUGCUGCUACCCUUUCUCUGGCAAACUCGGACGUCUCACUGCUGAACUAUCAGUCUGCUCUGUACCCAUCCUCUGCAGCGCCCGUGGCAGGCGUGGCACAGCAGAGUGUUUCCUUGCAGCCCGGAACCACGCAGAUCUGCACGCAGACCGAUCCAUUCCAGCAAACGUUCAUCGUUUGUCCCCCUGCUUUUCAGACUGGACUUCAGGCCACCGCAAAGCAUUCUGGGUUCCCCGUCCGAAUGGAGAAUGCUGUUCCCAUUGUACCACAAGCACCAGCAGCGCAGCCACUGCAGAUCCAGUCGGGAGUUCUCACGCAGGGAAGCUGUACACCACUAAUGGUAGCAACUCUUCAUCCUCAAGUAGCCACCAUCACGCCGCAGUAUGCGGUGCCCUUUACUCUGAACUGCGCAGCCGGCCGGCCAGCGCUAGUAGAACAGACGGCUGCAGUACUGCAGGCCUGGCCUGGAGGGACCCAGCAGAUCCUGCUCCCGUCCACCUGGCAGCAGCUUCCAGGGGUUGCGCUGCACAAUUCUGUUCAGCCCACAGCCGUGAUCCCAGAGCCGAUCGGAGGCAGCCAGCAGCUCGCCGACUGGAGGAACGCACAUUCCCACGGGAACCAGUACAGCGCCAUCAUGCAGCAGCCCUCCCUGCUGACCAACCACGUGGCUCUGGCGACUGCGCAGCCUCUGAACGUCGGCGUGGCUCACGUGGUGCGGCAGCAGCAGAGCAGCGGCCUUGCAGCCAAGAAGAGCAAACAGCCAGCGCAGAGCGCAGCAAAGCCAAACCCGACACUGGAGGCCGCGCCUUCCCAGACCUACUCGCUGAUCGGGAGCAGCCCCCUUCAUGCCACCUCCUCCAGCGCCCUCCUGGUGGUGCAGGAGCAGCACCAGCCCAUUGUAAUCCCAGACACACCCAGCCCGCCUGUCAGCGUCAUCACCAUCCGCAGCGACACCGACGAAGAGGAGGACAACAAAUACAAGCCUGCAAGCUUGGGCAUGAAGCAGAGAUCCAAUGUCAUCAGCUACGUGACUGUGAACGACUCCCCGGACUCGGACUCCUCCCUGAAUAGCCCCUACACCAGCAAUCCACUCUCUGCUGUCAGGAGCGCUGGGGGAGCGGCCAACAGCUCCAGCUCCCGCACCAUCAUCGUCCCGCCUCUGAAAACACAGCUGACCGACUGCAUCAUCGCCACGCAGGCCUCAGGCGUUCUGAGUAGCGCUGGCAAAACCAAACCGGUGGCAUCAGUGAGUGGGCAGUCGUCGGGCUGCUGCGUAACGCCCACGGGGUACCGGGCGCCCCGCAUGGUGACCAGUGGCGCACAGCCACUCAACCUUAGCCAGAACCAGGCCACUCCAGUGCUGGCCUCGCAGGAGAGAAGCGGGAAUCCGGCUCCACGCAGGCAGCAAGCGUACGUGGCUCCCCUCCCAUCGGCCAUUUCGCAGGCUUCCUAUGCCUUCCAGCACGGCAGUCCAGCUCAUCCCCACCUGGCAGCAGCUACCGCAAGCACGCAUCUUCCCAGCCAGCCCCACAUGUACACCUAUGCACCCAGCACGGCUGCGACCCUGGGCUCCACGAAUUCGCUCGCUCAUCUCUUCUCCCCUCAGGGCUCUUCCAGGCACACCACGUACGCGGCCCACCCUAGCGCGCUCGUCCACCAGGUCCCAGUGAGCGUGGGGCCCAGCUUGCUGACUUCUGCAAACAUCCCACCCGCACAGUACCAACCUCAGUUUGCCACUCAGUCUUAUAUUGGUGCUUCCCGAGCAUCCGCUAUUUAUGCCGGAUACCCGCUGAGCCCAACGAAGAUCAGCCAGUACUCAUACUUGUAGCUCGGGGCUGCCUUCCUUAGUAGGGUUUGCAGUAGUUGUGACUAGCCACCCUCAGGAGUGCUGGGUUCUGCCACAGGCCUGGAGAAUCAGUGGAGGUUUUCAGGUGACCCUUUACCUGGUGUUGACUGUACUCGUGUAGUCUCCUCUAAGUCUGGAUGCACCGUGUUUGACAGUGUCUCUGCUGGGGAAUUCAGUGACUAACUGGGCAGCAUCCUUUGGUAUCAGUCCAAGGGUCAUUGAUUAAGAUUUUAAACUUUUACUUAAUUUUUAUAGCUACUUUUAAAAAGGUCACAGUCCAAUUUAUUUAAAGCUAUUCUGAUGUUAUAGUAAUCAGAGGAGAAGAGGAAAUCAAGGUCUUCACAGACAAACAUUGAUUUUUUUUAACUCUUAUAAUUUAAACAGAUUUGCAGAUUAUUUUUAGCAGCUGCACAAAUCCAUAUUGCCACUAAAAAUAUAAUGCGCAUUUAUCUCAGUAAAUUGCUAGAGCAGAUUUCAAACUUUAGUUCAAUAUUUUGAAGUUUGUCCUAUAAUUAAUUUUCUCACUAAUUCAUUGCUGUUUCUGCAAAAGCAAUUACAUCUCUGUUUGUCACUGUCAACGUUUUCUGUUUACUUUCCUGCUUUGUUUAAGGGUAUGAUAGAGGCAGCUAUCUUGUACUAGCAACCUAAUAUUCACAAGUCUGUUUAAACCACAAAAUCUUCAUAUUACUGUCUUGUAAAGUCUGAAUUUCCAUAAUGCAGCUGGGUUUUUAUCAUUGCAGAAACUAUUAAAACAAGUUUUUACCAGUGAUACGCGGGACCUCACCGUAUAAUGCAACACGGCUGCUUUGCCAAAAUGCUGUAUUCUUCAUUGAGAACUUAUAGUGUUGUGAUACUCUUUUGAGUUUGGUUCCUUUGGAGUAAGGGAGCUGGAUUCCUUUCACAAAAGCACAGAGCUUUUGUUUGUUUUGUUUUCUUUAUCUUUUUCCUUGCAUGAGUCGUUUAGGAGGGAGCGGAACAAUUUGAAAUACAGUGAAAAUAGCGACAUGUACAGCUUUUUAUACUCCGGUGAGCCUCUCCUCCUGGGUAUGCUAGCAGCCAGCUUUAAAGAGCUCUUAUUAAGACUUGCAUACAGUAAGUGCAUGUAAGAAUUGAGGUGGGGGGGAGAAAAAAAAUCCAGAUUUUAAAGUUUAUUACUGAAUUUAAAACUAUUUUAGAAGUUUUGUAAUGGUGGUGUUUUAAUAUUUUACAUAAAAUGAAAUAUGUACAUAUUGAUUAGAAAAAAUAUAACAAGCAAAACUUCCUGCUAACCCCAAAUGUUCUGUCUUUGUAAUCAAAAUGUGUAGUGAUUAUACUUGAACUCUGUACCUAGUGUCUGUCUAAAUUUUAACCGUUCCUGGGGAUGAAAUUGAUGUGUCCUUUGUAUUUAAACCAAAACGAUACGUCAGAAUGUAUGUGAAAUAAUGCAAUCGUUAGAGCUCAUCACUGUAGCACAGAGAGAAAAAGUGGAGCCUCCGGAGAGAAAAGGUUACCUUCUGAUUUGUUUUGCACAGGUAUGUGUGAUGAAGAGUUGUUUGAUGUGUCCCCUUAUUGUAGUGCCUUACAUGAUAAUGUAGUGUGAAUAGAGUUUACAGUGAGCUUGCCUUAUGAGGGACCAGCAAGCCCCCAUCAGAUUGAAGCAAUUCACUAAGCUUAUCCCUGCAAGACUAGCAGGAUGUUGCAUAGAUGCAUUGUGCUCAAUUUUAAUGCUAACAUAAAGGCUACAUUUUGGUUGGGAGUGAAGCUAUGUUUGCUCAAGCUUUCCUUGAAAUGGCACAUAUACUGUUAGAUGUCUGUCGGUGCAUUUCAAUUAGGGUAGUGCUGGGAAUGCAGUGGAAUAUUUAGUCUGAUGUUGCAGAAGUGAUUAAGUAUGUGCAAUCACUUUAUUAGAGUAGAGUGUGACGUUCCCUUCCCCUGUGUUACUAGCAGACGUUUCUUGUAAAAUAUUGCUAGCUUGGUGACAGAAUGUUUAUACCAAAGAGAGCCUGCUGUAAAGCACAUAACAAAACCAACAACAAGUUUUAUAUGGCAACUGCUCACGUGGAACUGUUGGCAAGAUUUAUUAGCGAUAGCACUAGCGUUCUGAGGAGUACUCCGUUUGGGUAACCUAUGUGGUUUUGAGACGACACUUGGUUUCCUUGAGUCUGUCGAACUAGGAAUUAUUUUGUAACCUUUAGUACGGAGAUAAGUAUCUUGGCCAAACGGAUUACGAACUGGCUUGAGCAGUGGUAAUAUUGCAGCAAUAAGAGGUUUGUGCAGCCUUGAACCCCAGUUCCGUCCAAAUUGAAAACAGGCUAGUUGUACAAAUCGUCAACAUGAGGGUGUCCAGAAGGGCAGAAAUUCAGUUCUGCGGUUCCACGUUACUGGGUUAGGAAGGUCUCGGCUGGCCUGAAAUUGAUCGGCUCUGAGAGGUUUGGUGUCUCUUUUGUAGUGAGGACUUUGGAACUGGGUGCGAGUGAUUAGCAACAUCACUAACCAGAAGUCAUCGUCUAGUGUACUUUCCUCCGCACCACGCCUCAAAAUGUGGGGAUAACUGUGCAGUCCCAACACUUCCCAUCACUGGCGGUGCCAAUGCUCUGUGUUACUGGAACGUUAUCCAAAUGUUUCACACUUCGUGCCAAGCACUUCUUUCUUUUGUCCGCGUUGUGGCUUGUGUUCAGUACUUCCCUCGAGAUAGAUACCUCUUGGAUUCAGAGUUGUGCCUUUCCUUCCCAAGGCAAACAAAUGCCAACAUCUGCAUUGCAUGAAAACCUUUCACCCAGUUUCCCAAAGUGUUUCCUGAGAAGUUCUGAAGAAAAGAGCAGGAGCAAAGACCUGUAACAAAAAGUGAACAAACGAGCUGGGGAAACGCCUUUGUUUAUUAAAAAGAAACUAACCAGAUCUUGUCUUUAGGGCACCUCACACACCGUUUAAAAAGAAAACCACCAAAAGUAUCCAACUAAGCCCAUUCUCAUCUCCGCCACUGAUUCACACAUCGCUCAGCAUUGGGGAAAGGAGCUGUCCCACGCUAACAGCUAGAGUACAACUGACUUAGGCUGUGUCUUCAUUCCAGGGAAGAUUGAUGCUGCUGCGAUCCAUCUUCCAGAGUUUGAUUUAGUGAGUCUAGUAAAGACCUGCUAUAUUGAACUCAGAGAGCACCCCCAGCAUCUGCUGAUAUUCCUCCUACAAGGAGUAAGGGAAGCCAACAAGAGCAUUUCCUGCCAUUGGCCUCCUGCUGUGAGGAUGGUGGGGAAACUUGAAUCAAGGUACGCCGACUCCAGCUACAUAAUUGACAUAGCUGGAGUUGUGUACCUUAAUUCGACCUUUCCCUUUAGUGUAGACCUGGCCUUAAGGAGUGAUACACACCAUUUAAGAACCCCACUGGGCCAAAUUCUGAUCUCCUCACUGGAUUUAUAGUGAUGUAACAUCAAAAUGUGGCCUGCAGUGCAAGUUGCUUCAUCAAGCGUAGGCUAAAGAUUCGAUUUUGGGGAGGUGCAGCCUUUCUCCCAGGGCCUUCCAGCUUGUGUCCAUGCAGCUCCAGUGAAGCUUUAACGACUGAUGCAGCUGGUUUGCAUAGUGUGUAACCAGACACGCUAUCUGAGAGGAGACAUUUGUCCUUUCUUAAACUGUGCGCAAUUAGCUGGAGCUUGGGUGUCACCUUCAGACGGAUAGAUAACUCCUCCCAUAGAGAGUCCUGAGUCAUAACUUGUGUUUACUUACUUGUUCCUGUUCACUGACUUGCAUUUGCAGCUGAUAGCCGACUGCAGAAGCAACUUCUGAGCUUUUCUGCUUAGCACCUAGUUGACUGAUGCAGUAAUUUACCUCUGAUUCAGCAAUUUUUGUAAUACAUGAAACUCAAUUGCUUUUAAAUGACAGGAUUGGCACAGCCCUGCUUUCUCUUUUAUUUAAACUUAUGAAUGGUGCCGCAUGUCUACAUGGUUGUUUGUUGCUAAACUUUAUUAUAAUGUGUGAUUUCAGAUUCAGCUUGAAAUUUAUCUAUCUCACUACAUGUAGCAGUACAUUCUAUGUAAUGUUAGUAUUUCUGCUUGAAUCCUUGAUAUUGCAAUGGAAUUCCUACUUUAUUAAAUGUAUUUGAUAUGCUAGUUACUGUGUGAAAAUUAACUUUCUUUUAUUGUUGUGCUCUUCCUUUUUACAAGCCGCUAGAUCCAGGUAGUUUCUGACAUUUACUGAUCUAUGUUUGUAUUGCCAAUGUACUUAGGGGGUAUGUAAAAAUCAUUUUAACAAAAGAAAUAUAGAUAUUUAAAAAUUUAAUACUAACUAUAUGGGGAAAGGGUCCAUUGUGAAAACACAGUUUAUCUUUGGAUUCAGUGUUUGUCUUUGGUUUUACAAAGUAGCUUGUAUUUUAAGUAUUUUCUACAUAAUAUGUUAAAAAUGUAGAACAAUUGCAAUGCAUCAAUAAAAGGGUUAAUUUUCUGUU